CAGAGAGCGUAUUCGUACAUGCCGCAGUAGAACUGCGACGAGAACGCUGGCAGCAAGGGGAUCAUGGCUGUGUCGCAGCCCAGGCAAGAAAAAGAGGACGACGACUGCUCUUUGCUGCCUUUGGUUCACGAAAUAAUUAAAUGCAUGGACAAGGAGAGCCCGGACGUGCACCAGGAGCUGAGCAAGCUCAAGACAAAGAUCCAGGAGGCACGGGAGCAGAUCUCUGCCAUGCCCGGCAUCGAGAGCAGCCCAGUGGAGCAGCAGCAGCAGCUGGCGACGCUGCGGGAGCAGGUCCGCACCAAGAACCAGCUGUUGCAGAAAUACAAAAGCCUAUGCAUGUUCGACGUACCCAAAGCGUCUUGAAUUCAGAGAUGGACAAUGAAAACACUGACUGGAGGAGCGCAGAAAUUCAAAUUAACAGGGACGCUUGGUUUACGACAUCAAGCGAGCUACGGUGGCCCACGAGACACAUUUGUUCGGAUGGAGGACAACGAUUGGAAUUUACUUGGGGACGACGACUGGAUUACGCCAAUAAUUUGUUAAGCAAUAUAAAUCAUAUAUUAUUAUUUGGGGGGGAUGUGUGAUGGUUGUUUCAGUAUUAUUUUGUAAUAAACACUGUAGAAUCACAAA
Molecule: messenger RNA, 630 nt
Organism: Syngnathus typhle (broad-nosed pipefish)
Lineage: Eukaryota; Metazoa; Chordata; Actinopteri; Syngnathiformes; Syngnathidae
Gene: med9
Product: mediator complex subunit 9
Exons: 2
Coding region: 64-363 (99 amino acids)
Biological process (GO): regulation of transcription by RNA polymerase II
Cellular component (GO): mediator complex
Molecular function (GO): transcription coregulator activity
Source: RefSeq, a predicted model, not a curated record